AUGGAGCUUUGCCAGGUUGAUUGGGGUAUCGUUGAGAACAUUUUCCAUCAUAGACUUCACACUUCAUUUGCAUUUCUGAAUUUGCUCGGAAGCCCGCACCUCGUCUCAAUCCUGCCGACACGCCGCACUACGUGCCAUGAUCGACCUGAUGCGGAUGGCUUUGCGCUUCAGAUUCUAAAGCGCCGCAAGAUUUCCACGGAGCCUGCCAGGUACAAGCUGCUAAGUGCCAUUCCUCCGACUUCGAAUGUCGUAGAGAGGCUUUUCAGCGUGGCUCGAGCGGUCUUGCGUCUCGAGCGUCACCGGAUGCCACCUUUGACCCUGGAAAUGAUCUAUUUCUGA
Messenger RNA from Phytophthora nicotianae INRA-310, 339 nucleotides. RefSeq lists its product as hypothetical. The record is from RefSeq and is a predicted model, not a curated record. Bases 1 to 339 code for a protein of 112 amino acids. The transcript has 2 exons. Lineage: Eukaryota; Oomycota; Peronosporomycetes; Peronosporales; Peronosporaceae.